Messenger RNA from Ziziphus jujuba (common jujube), 405 nucleotides. Its product is annotated as flavonoid-6-hydroxylase-like. The record is from RefSeq and is a predicted model, not a curated record. Bases 1 to 405 code for a protein of 134 amino acids. Lineage: Eukaryota; Viridiplantae; Streptophyta; Magnoliopsida; Rosales; Rhamnaceae. Gene Ontology annotation, biological process: defense response to other organism. Gene Ontology annotation, molecular function: oxidoreductase activity, acting on paired donors, with incorporation or reduction of molecular oxygen; heme binding; iron ion binding. The transcript has a single exon.
AUGGAAAGUGCGUCACUUAUUGUCUUAUUAAGCGACGUUUUAUCGCGCAUUUUUUUAUUAUGUCACUACCUUGGUGUCGCUAAAUCGUUAUUUUCGCGUAGUGCACGAGUCUGGUCGAAUCCUAACCAGUUUCAGCCUGAAACAUUUCUUACAACUUGUAAGGAUUUUGAUGUUAGAGGCCAGAAUUUCGAGCUGAUACCAUUUAGCAGUGGUAGAAGAGUAUGUCCCGGAAUAUCAUUUGCUCUUCAAGUUAUGCAGCUUACACUGGCUAAUUUGCUACAUGCCUUUGAAAUUACAACCCCAUCAGAUGAACCAGUGGACUUGGGUGAGACUUCCGGACUAACCAACAUGAAGGCUACCCCUCUUGAGGUCAUUCUCAUCCCACGUCUUUCUGUUGAUUAUUAA